Molecule: messenger RNA, 3337 nt
Organism: Mycena indigotica
Lineage: Eukaryota; Fungi; Basidiomycota; Agaricomycetes; Agaricales; Mycenaceae
Exons: 2
Coding region: 1-804 (267 amino acids)
Source: RefSeq, a predicted model, not a curated record
AUGGCGCCGACCCAUUAUACAUGCGAGCGAUGUCCGUUGAAUGGUGGACAAAAUCAUCGAGUACCCAAGCUUGAUCGAGUGCUGCAUCAAAUAGAUGUGAAAGCUCAGCAGGCAAGGGAUGCGCAAGCUCAGCCAGAGCUCACGGUUGAUCACCUUGCCAAUCUCUUGACCACCGUCGUUACCUUGGACGAUGGGAUCGAUCCGCGGAAUCAACUUCACUCGAAACUAUUCAGCUCGCGGGAUGAGGUUCAAGCCACAGCCCCGGAUAUACCUCUCCAAUACACUCCUGUCUCGGCAGCAGAUGCGUUCGACAGUAUCCAAUCUUUACUCCCUCCGAAGCUGACUCUCCAUACUAUGGCACGGCAAACUCGACAUGAGAAUGAAGCUCUUCUCAAAGACACAUUACAACGUAUUCACGCCGCUCACCGGGAUUUGGACAUGCAUCACGCUCUAAACGACGACAUACGCGACUUGAGACGGUCUCUCGAAAUGGCGACUUCGACUGUCUUACAGGCAGGAAGGCUAUUGGCGAGCAUCAAACCACCCAGCAAGGCAAAAACAGGCUUCUCUGUCCAAGAGAAUGAAGCCUUCAAAUCGUUAUUACAAAUGGUCAAAGACGAAGCCCGUCUAUUGGACUCAUUGAUUGACGUAGUCGGUCGUUUGGUUCCUAAAUCUGUCGUCAAGGACGAAGUCCAAUACGAUUCUGGUAUAUCACCACUUCCAAAACCCCAUUGGAGACUACGAUACGGUGGCGCAAGUUAUGAUUAUCUUGGCUGUAAUCUGCCAUGUUAUCAUUGGAAUUAGCACCAACCCCUGCGACCUUAUCCUCAAAUUCGUCUCCGCUAUCAUCCAACUCACGAUGUCGAUUGGGUCAUCUGAAGAUGAGCGUAGUCCACGGCAAGAUGAUGUUCUGAAGCAGUUGCCCACUAGCUUGGAAACCGCACUGAACAAAUUCAAAAUCGACUCCAAAACCAUCAUCUACGCCACAUGUCCCUCCUGCCAUUGUACUCAUGCGCCAACUGAAGACCGACUUACUGGUGACCCAAUAUAUCCAGAAAAUUGUGUCAACUACGUUUAUCCGCAGCGUGGUCCGGCUAGGGUGUGUGGCAAGCCAAUCCUCGAAAUGCGACAAGGGAAGCUUCGCCCCAUCAAACCCUUCGUCUAUGCACCCUUCUUGGAUUAUUUGGCAGCCACGCUCUCCGAUCCCGAAGUCGAAACUAUGUGUCAAAAUGCCUGCGACAAAGCCUUUCAAGCUGUACAGAAUAUCGUGGCGGACGAUCCCGAUGCGCCCAGAUCAGCGGAGUCGGUAACCAACGUCUUCGAAGCCGAAUUUUUACGCACUUUCCAAGGACCUGUCCCCGAUCAACUCUUCAUCGAACAGGAUGGCCGUCUGAGGCUCGCUUUCGAGGUGAUGCUUGACUUCUUCAACCCCGAUGGAACGAGAAAACGCGGUAAUCAUAACUCGAUUGGUAUUCUCGCUGUCGUUAAUCUCAAUCUUCCGGAAGACAUUCGAUAUCGGCCUGAAUUUAUGUGGAUCAGCAUCAUUUUAGGGCCCGAUGAAGCGAAUUUCGAGGAAAUCAACCACUAUGUUCGUCCUCUUGUUGACGAUUUCGUCAAGGGAUGGGAGCGAGGAAUCUAUCUGUCUCGAACCGCCCUGUACCCGGCGGGCCGACGGGUCGAUAUCAUACUGGCCAUCAGCAUCAAUGAUCUGCCGGCGACUCGGAAGAUUACCGGCAUGGCGGCGGCAUCUUCACAUCAUUUCUGCAUGAUUUGCGAUUGCUAUGGUGUCAACCAGAUGCAUCGUACAGACUUUGAGAACUGGAACCACAAGGACAUCGACACUCUACGGUCUCAAGCUUACGCGUGGCGCGAUGCACCUACGCAAGCGGCACGCGAUAAGAUCUUUGCUGAGCAUGGGGUCCGCUGGUCCGAGUUCUGGCGACUACCUUAUUGGGAUCCCACUCGAAUGACUGCUGUUGACUCAAUGCAUUGCAUUCUCGAAGGAUUGGUUCACUAUCAUUGCCGUAAGGUUCUUCGUAUCGACGCCACUGCCGCUCAACGGAAGGAGCAUCUCGGUGCUGCUUUUGAAUACGAUUGGGUUGACUAUGACCCUGCUGCGUGCCAUCCAGAUUACCACCUCAAAAAUCCAGCCAAGGAGGUCGACCAAGUUCAUCGUAUUCACAAAAUCCUUGAACAACCGUUGUCAACGCCAAACGACGACGAGGGUGAUACUGAGAUGCUCGACAUCCCUACGGUCAACGUCGACCAAAUGCGUGUGAGCCUCAUGAACACCAAUCUCCCUGCCCUUCGCUUCGUCGUCAACUCCCUUGGACUUGAUUUGACCCGAGUCAAAACAAAAAAGUUAUGCUGCGAUCAGCUUCUUGCCUGGGUAAGACGCUUGAUCUUACUCCCAAGCUCGUUACUGACCAUUCGUUAGCGCUUCACCAAGCCUCGAUUCAACCCCGACUCCAUUCGCAGAUCCAUCAAUCUUCCCGAUCUCAAAUUCAUUCAAACCGUCAUCGUCAACACUCAUACCCCUUCCUGGAUUGGAUCCGUCCCGCAUAACUACGGGGAAAGCAAUGCGGGGACCAUCAAGGCGGCUGAGUGGCGAAUUUUGGCCACAGUCUACUUACCGAUUGCGCUGGUUCUCCUCUGGGGAGAUCUCGUCCCAGAAAAUGGUCGUUUACAGGCGCUGCUUGACCAUACAAUGGCACUGUUCGCUGCGGUUACCAUCGUCUGUCGAAAUACGAUGAGUUUCACGCGGGCGACUCAAUAUCGUCAAUCACUCAAGCAAUGGGUCGACGGCCUUCCUGUACAUCACCCUCACACCAAAACACAACCAAUGCGGCCCAAUAUUCAUGUUGCUUUCCAUAUCUACGACUUCCUCAUCGCAUUUGGCCCCGUUACUUCCUGGUGGUGCUUCCCCUUCGAGCGAGUCAUUGGUUUAUUGCAAAGAGUUAACACCAAUCAUCAUGUUGGCGGACAGCUCGAAGCAACGCUCACGAAAUCUUUCAUGCGUGGUGCCUAUCUGCGUCGCUGGCUUCGCCGGCCUGAUUGCCCUCAGGUCAUUCGAGAGCUCAAGCAGUUAUUUGACCAAACCUUUCCCUCUUACAACCCUCCCUCCGACUCUCCUCCACGUGCAGCAGAUGGACCGUGCGCGCAUUAUAAAUACAACGGCGUGAAUUUCUCUCGUGCGGAUGUACACGUUGGUAACAGCCUCGUAUUCUACUAUCCGGCCAACUCCACCACGGCAAUCCCUGGGAGUAUCCAAGAGAUCAUGAGUGUGGGGAGGGGAGAUAACAUUAACCAUUCGUCGGCAGACACCUUUGCCGGCUAA